AAAGUCGUGACGCUGCGACGGCCUUUACAGCUCUCUGCAGUCGGCGCACAAGCUCAGAUAGAGCGUCACUGUCUAGAAGUAGGUCUCAUCCGCCACUGACCAGCUUGAGAUCAUCCCCGGCGAGCCCAAAGUGACCGAACAGGCAAAGUGAGACUAGCUCGUCUCUAUCGCCCUCGUUCGUCUCCUUCGCUGCUUCCUGUCGGCUCAAUCUCUCUGCCGACUCGAUAGAAGAGCUCAAAUAGGUCUCGUGAGCUGUCAUCGCGCACCAAGACCGAGUGAGAGGCCGGAAAUUGCGCGGACGAUAGUCUGACGACGAGCGUGAUCGAGUAGAACGCAGGAGAGGAUGCUAUAGACCGACGACGGACCAUUCCAAUGUCGGAUCAGAUCCCCAUGUAUACCUCUUCGCGAGAUCGUCAGCACUCUGCCACCCAGUCUGCCAUGUACGGCUACCCACAGCAGCAACCUCAGUCGGCGCGCUCGUCUAUCUUUGGAGCUGUCAACUUUGCUACCGGUCGCUCUGGCUACUCCCAACAAGGUCAAGGAGCCUACGGGAGAGCAGAGGAAGGUAUAGGAUUGGAUCCUCAUCCUCCUCCCCUGCAGUAUGCCCAGCCGCACAAUGCUCUGAGGGAACGGCGACUGCGUGGGAUGUCCUAUUCGCCCACGGAGUACUCACAACCGCCGCCGCCGAGGCAAAGAUACACCGGACCAACGUAUGAGAGUGCUGCGGUCUAUAGCAAUUCGGCGACGAGCGAUGCGAGCGCGAGACCGUUCGAUCCUUAUGCUGCUAGUCAGGAACACCAAUACGCUCCUCAGGCGCCGUACUACGAUCCUGCCCAGGCAUCGCCCAGAUCUCUAGCUCCCGAUCAAGGUGCAUACAGGAGUGCCAAUCACUCUGUCACUCCAGAAUCCGUCUCUCCCACCAAUGCUCACGCCAAUCUGCAAGAGCGACAGCACGCAGAUCGGCCACCGCCGCUUUCGAGGGGUCAUACCUCGCCCAUGCCAGAGCCACAGCAGCCCUAUGAUCCCUAUAGAUCUUAUAGCAAUCCCUCGCGGUCUCGACCUGCCACGGGUCGACACGAGUCAGAAGAAGAAAUGGCCGUUGACGCGCCCGAGCAGACGUUCAGGAGGAUACGAUCGCUAUCUGACUUGAGGCCCGUUCUGGAAUCUGUGCCCAGUGGGAGGAGAGCAGACCCACAGGGUGGAGUCGUUUCGCCUCUCAAAGCGUUGACGCAACAGCUCGCUCAGACGUAUCAUCUUGUCAAUCCUGCCUUUCGAUAUGAGCUCUCGUACAACCCCAGACGAGUCCUCACCAAGCCCAGCAAGCCUUGCGGAAAUGACGGUCACGACAAUGAGGAUUCUGACUAUAUUCUCUAUGUCAACGAUUGGCUGGGGACAGAUGAAGGCAACAAGUAUCUCAUAUUAGAUGUACUCGGUCAAGGCACGUUCGGACAAGUCGUCAAGUGCCAGAACAUGAAAACGCAUGAGAUCGUGGCUGUCAAAGUCGUCAAGAACAAGCCAGCCUACUUCAAUCAGUCCAUGAUGGAAGUCACCAUCCUCGAAAUGCUGAACAACGCAUGGGAUCCGCAAGAUCGGCACCACAUUCUGCGGUUGAAGGAUACAUUCAUUCACGCAAGACAUCUCUGUCUUGUCUUUGAACUGCUCUCUUCCAACUUGUACGAGCUCAUCAAGCAGAACAACUUCCGAGGCCUCUCGACUUCUCUCGUCAGGGUCUUCACUUCGCAGCUUCUCGACGCACUCACCGUGCUCAAUGAAGCAAGACUUAUUCAUUGCGAUCUCAAGCCAGAAAAUAUUCUUCUCGAGACGCUCCAAUCGCCACAGAUCAAAGUCAUCGACUUUGGAUCGGCGUGCCACGAAAGGCAAACGGUCUAUACCUACAUCCAGUCUAGGUUCUACCGGAGUCCGGAAGUGCUUCUCGGCUUGCCGUACUCCUCUCCUAUCGAUAUGUGGUCGCUCGGCUGUAUCUGUGUCGAGCUCUUCCUCGGCCUGCCUCUCUUCCCAGGCACAUCAGAGUACAACCAAGUGACUCGUAUCGUCGAGAUGCUCGGUCUGCCGCCGAACCACAUGCUCGACGUGGGCAAACAGUCUGCCAAUUUUUUCGAUCUGUCUUAUGAUCCGUAUGGCAACAAAGCUUAUCGACUCAAAUCGCUCGAGCAAUAUUCAAAGGAACAUAACACGCAAGAACAGCCUUCGAAGAAGUACUUUCAGGCGACCAAAUUGCCUGAUAUCAUCAAGACCUAUCCCAUGACGCGAAAGAACGCGAAACAAUCUGAUAUCGAUAGAGAGAUGAACAAUCGCAUAUCGUUUAUCGACUUCGUGCAAGGAUUGCUCAAUAUGAAUCCCAUAGAAAGGUGGUCACCGCAGCAAGCCAAGCUGCAUCCCUUUGUCAAGGGCGAACCGCUCACCGAACCCUUUGUGCCGCCCAUGUCGCUCAAGACACCCUCCCGGCGGACUUCUGCCGUGCCGCAGUCUGCUCCAUCUGCUACAAUGCCCUUGCCGACCGAGAUCGAUCGUCCUUAUGGCGGGCUCCCGCCUGGGCCGAGGAAACCAGAUACGAUGGCUUAUGUCGAUGCUGCUGCUUAUGGCAAACACCUGGCACAACAGCAAGCGUACACAGCUGCUUCAGAAGCGAAAGCCAAGCGGCAAUCGCAGAUCUCCAUGAACCCGUAUUCUGUUGCGGAGGAUACGCAGGGUCUACAGGCCGCCAGUCGACCUUUUGGCGAUUACUCGAUGAGACCACAGCAGGCAGACAUGAACGUGCCUGUCAAUCCACCGCCGGUACAUCACUACCCUGCCAGAGGCAGAGCUCUGACGAUCACAGAUGCGGUUCCGCCGCAGAUCCAGAAGCUCGGUCUUGGCAUGGGUGGAUUCGCAGGACACUCUGUUACGCCUGUCUUGAAUCGAGACGAUCAGCAAGAGGCUUGGGAAAGGAGAAAUGUGGCUGCGGGUCAAUUGGGCAGACGAGCGUCUCUGAAUCGGCAUCACCCCGGUAUCGACCACCUCACCGAACAGGCAGAGAUGGCAUGGGGCUUGCCCAGCUACAGGAUACCCAGUUCUGUCGAUCGAGCCAAUUACAUGAAUGCCCAAGCGAGCCAGCCGUUCUCGGUCAUGGUCGAUCAGCAGCGUGCUUUACAAGCACAGGCACAGGCCCAGCAGCAAAGAGCUUCCGGCGCGAUUGCUGCUCCUCCCAUGGUCUACCAUGCUUCCACAGGCUCGGCGAACAGGUACGAAGCGUUUGCCAACCAAGGCGGAGGAUACGAUUCAGGCUUCAAUCCCGGUGAGGGCAUGACGAGCUUUAUUCCUCUCAAUGCGCAGUCUGGCCAUCGCGCUUCACUCUCUUACUCUGGCAAUGUGCCCUACCAGCAGCAAGCCAUGCCCCCGCCCCCGCCGCCUGUGAGCGAGAGGGAGCUGAAGCAGAGGCAGAGGAAUAGUCAGGCAGAAGCUCCACCGUGGUCGUGAUCGUCACUUUGUCAGUCCGUUGUCGCAUUCCAUUCAUGUUUGUAUGUGCCCAGUC
Messenger RNA from Mixia osmundae IAM 14324, 3532 nucleotides. RefSeq lists its product as uncharacterized. The record is from RefSeq and is a predicted model, not a curated record. Gene Ontology annotation, cellular component: nucleus; cytoplasm. The transcript has 5 exons. Gene Ontology annotation, biological process: peptidyl-threonine phosphorylation; peptidyl-serine phosphorylation. Bases 373 to 3477 code for a protein of 1034 amino acids. Lineage: Eukaryota; Fungi; Basidiomycota; Mixiomycetes; Mixiales; Mixiaceae. Gene Ontology annotation, molecular function: protein serine/threonine kinase activity; protein tyrosine kinase activity; ATP binding.